UUGCUCUUCCCCGCAUUUUUUAUAGUGAAUUUCGAGCUGAACUGCCAUAUGAGGUUAGAUUUGUUGAUUUCUCGGGUCGUCAAUUCACCAUGCUGCUCCAGAAGACUCCUUCUCUUUGUCUAAUAGUGGGCAGAUUGACUCAAUUAAUUAAUGCCUUUAGCAUCAAGGGAAGAUGCUGGUUCUUUAUGGCAUAUGUCGGUAAUACCGAGUUCGUUAUUUUUCAUGUGCUAGAUGCAAAUGCACGUUUCCCAGAUGCGGGAGUAUCCUCGGACAAGCCUUUUGCUGUAGCUGAACUAUUAGGGAAUAUUUAUAAUUUGGCCGCUUAUUUUGUGCCCGCUUUGGGUGAUGAUGAGGAUUUGUUGCUACCAGAUUCAUUCCACUCUAAUUUGGCUUCAGCAAUAUAUCCCAAUGGUAAUACAUAUACCAUCCAGUUUGCAUCUACCAUACAAAAUUUGCCCAUGCUGUCAUUGCUUCUGGAGAUGUAUUUGACUUUUGUUACUGCAUUUGCUGUAAUGCCUCUUGAUUAUCGUGCCUUCACUUCAAUGAUUGGUCAUUAUUCAGUUGCGUACCCCGGAGUACUACUCAGCUUGCUACCAAACCGUGAGGCUGUUGUAGUCGACAAAAAGAUUACAAAAUACCAAGCUGACGAAUAUAUUCUGUUUUGUUCAAAGGGCUUUCCGGAUUAGACCUGAUCA
This is a messenger RNA of Arachis ipaensis, 695 nucleotides long. The record is from RefSeq and is a predicted model, not a curated record. Lineage: Eukaryota; Viridiplantae; Streptophyta; Magnoliopsida; Fabales; Fabaceae.